Siniperca chuatsi (mandarin fish) is the source of this 7176-nucleotide messenger RNA. It is a transcript of the gene dip2a, whose product is annotated as disco-interacting protein 2 homolog A. Gene Ontology annotation, cellular component: cell surface. Bases 502 to 5307 code for a protein of 1601 amino acids. The record is from RefSeq and is a predicted model, not a curated record. The transcript has 39 exons. NCBI's taxonomy places the organism in Eukaryota, Metazoa, Chordata, Actinopteri, Centrarchiformes, Sinipercidae.
GUGUAGCUCACGCGCGCGCACACACACAUACACACACACACACACACGAGUAGGCUUCGUGAACGCGCACGGUCAGGGCUGCUGUUGCUAUGAUGCAAUGGUGACUGCGCCGUGGGAAGCGAGCGAGGAGUUGAAUGAGUUCUCUCCACAGUUGAAGUGAAGCAGCCUCCCACAGUCAGGACACCGUCAGUGCCGAGGGACAGACAGCGGGCAGCGGGCACAGAGACACUGGCAGGGCCCUGUCCUACCACACUACAUGGAAACACACAGCCAGGUGUGUCUGCUAGCCUCACAGCUAGCCGUGUCAUGACGGUUGGAGAGAUUUCUCACACAUCAGUACGACGUUGCAGCGAGACGGGAAAAGCACCAACACCCUGUUUGCCCUCCUUAGCCGAAACCAAGUGAGGAGGGGUUGUUGUUUUUAAUUUUGUUCUUUUCUGGUAGCAUUGUCCUCCUAACCGGCGACUCAGUGGACCUAUUCGUGCUUCGUACUGGACCACCAUGGCUGAAAGAACCUCAACCGGGUUGCUAACGAUGAUGUUGGAGCCCACGCCGGCUGUCGCUAUGACCCUGCCGGCGGAGGUCCGGGAGAAGCUGGCGGAGCUGGAGCUGGAGCUCUCUGAAGGGGACAUCACUCAGAAGGGCUAUGAGAAGAAAAGAGGCAAGCUGUUGGCACCGUACAUCCCUCAGAUACAAGGUGUAGAUCCUUCUCUGCAAAUUGACAACAGGAUCCAGGCCUCCUCCCAAGCUGUUCUCCCAGGUUCGAAACACAACAAGUCCCGGGCGGCCAACACCCGGGAUGAACGCUUCAGAUCUGAUUUGCACACAGAAGCCGUCCAAGCAGCUUUGGCAAAGUACAAAGAGAGGAAGAUGCCAAUGCCCUCCAAGAGACGAUCUGUGCUAGUUCAGUCUUCUGUUGAGGCAUGCACCCCGCCAGACACCUCCUCAGCGUCAGAAGACGAGGGCUCGCUGCGCCGGCAGGGACGUCUGGCCACCUCCACACCCUACCAGGGCCACCCAGCCGUUGAGCACUGGUUUAACCGUGUCAUCCAGGGUUCGUCCACCUCAUCCUCCGCAUCAUCCACCUCAUCCCACCCGGGAGGGAGAUCCGUCACCACCACCAACACCACAGCCCACGCAGCCCUCAACGCCAACGCCGCAGCUACCGCACUGGCCGACCUUAUGGCACACACCCAGCUAGAUAACCACUCAGCACCCCCUGAUGUGACGGGGCUGUCGGAGCGCUCCUCGCUUCAUGCGGAGCGGCCCCAGGUGGCCUCAGUGCGAGGUGUUUCCCGCGGCUACAACCACCACACCAGUGUCAUGGAGACUGCAGAUGGCUGUGAAUGGAGAGGUGAAGGAUCCCUCAGUUUAAUGGAUGGUGUUCCAGUCAACAGUCGCGUCUCCUCCAAAAUCCAGCAGCUUCUCAAUACUCUGAAGAGACCAAAGCGACCGCCAUUGCGAGAGUUCUUUGUCGACGACUUUGAGGAGCUUUUGGAUGUCCAGCAGCCAGAUCCCAACCAGCCAAAGCCUGAAGGCCAGCAGAUGAGUCCCCUAGAAGGAGAGCCUCUUGGGGUGGCCAACAAGUGGCCUCCAUCCUUGCCAGCAGCCCUACAACGGUGGGGCACCACUCAGCCUAAGAGUCCCUGUCUGACUGGCCUCGACAAUGCUGGCAAGCCUGUUUACACACUCACUUAUGGUAAACUAUGGACCCGCAGUCAGAAACUGGCCUAUACUCUUCUUAACAAGCUGAGCACUAGAAAUGAGCCUUUGCUCAUGCCUGGAGACCGAGUUGCACUUGUUUUCCCCAACAACGACCCAGUGAUGUUCAUGGUGGCCUUUUACGGCUGUCUCCUGGCAGAGCUGGUACCUGUGCCUAUUGAAGUCCCGCUGACCAGAAAGGAUGCAGGAAGUCAACAGAUUGGCUUUCUGUUGGGCAGCUGUGGUGUCACGUUGGCGCUGACCACUGAUGCUUGUCAGAAAGGCUUGCCCAAAGCACAAACGGGGGAGGUAGCCACUUUCAAAGGCUGGCCGCGGUUGCUGUGGUUUGUGACAGAUGGAAAACAUGUUGUAAAGCCUCCGAAAGAUUGGCAUCCUCCUGUACGGGAAGCCAGUAAUGACAUAGCUUACAUAGAGUAUAAAACCAGCAAGGAAGGAAGCACCAUGGGAAUCACAGUGUCCCAUUCAGCCAUGCUGGCUCACUGUCACGCCCUCACACAGGCCUGCGGCUACACUGAAGCUGAGACCAUAACCAACGUCCUGGACUUCAAGAGAGAAGCAGGAUUAUGGCAUGGUGUUCUUACUAGUGUCAUGAAUCGGAUGCAUGUGAUCAGCAUUCCUUACUCCCUGAUGAAAGUCAACCCCCUCUCCUGGAUACAGAAGGUUCACACAUACAAAGCGCGGGUUGCAGUGGUUAAGUCGAGGGACAUGCAUUGGUCUCUGCUGGCCCAGAGAGACCAGCGAGACCUCAGCCUGAGCUCACUGCGCAUGCUCAUUGUAGCUGAUGGAGCUAACCCAUGGUCGAUAUCCUCUUGCGACGCCUUCCUCAACGUGUUUCAGGCACGUGGGCUGCGACCUGAGGUGAUCUGUCCAUGUGCAAGCUCUUCAGAAGCCAUGACUGUCGCCAUCCGCAGACCUCCAGAAAUGGGUGUUCCUCCUCCUGGGAAGGCGGUGCUGUCUAUGGGUGGGCUGAGCCACAGCGUGAUCCGUGUGGACACAGAGGAGAAACUCUCUGUCCUUACAGUGCAGGAUGUGGGACAGGUCAUGCCUGGAGCUGUGGUUUGUGUGGUGCGGGUGGAGGGGACACCCUAUCUCUGUCAGACAGACGAGGUUGGAGAGAUCUGCGUGAGCUCAAGUAGCACGGGUGUAGCUUAUUAUGGCCUCCCGGGGAAGACCAAGAACAUCUUUGAGACCAUCCCACUAACAUCAUCUGGGAUUCCCAUCAGUGACAGACCCUUUACCAGGACCUCACUGCUGGGCUUUGUGGGACCGGACAGCCUUGUGUUUGUUGUGGGGAAGAUGGAAGGACUGAUGGUGGUCAGUGGGCGGAGACACAAUGCUGAUGACGUGGUUGCCACAGCACUGGCAGUGGAGCCCAUGAAGUUUGUGUACAGGGGGAGGAUAGCAGUGUUUUCUGUGUCCGUGCUGCACGACGAGAGGAUCGUUGUUGUGGCAGAGCAGAGGCCAGACGCCUCUGAGGAAGACAGCUUCCAGUGGAUGAGCCGUGUCCUUCAGGCCAUAGACAGCAUCCAUCAGGUCGGGGUGUACUGCCUGGCCCUGGUGCCUGCCAAUACUCUUCCUAAGGCUCCCCUGGGCGGCAUCCAUAUAUCUGAGACCAAACAGCGCUUCCUGGAGGGCGCCUUGCACCCCUGCAACGUCCUCAUGUGCCCUCACACAUGUGUCACCAACCUGCCCAAGCCGAGACAAAAACAGCCAGAGGUCGGUCCUGCUUCUAUGAUAGUGGGUAACCUGGUGGCAGGCAAGAGGAUAGCACAGGCCUGCGGGAGAGACGUGGCCCAGCUAGAGGACAAUGACCAGGCACGUAAGUUUCUGUACAUACAAGACGUGCUGCAAUGGAGAGCUCAGGCCACUCCAGACCAUCCUCUGUUCCUUGUUCUCAAUGCUAAGGGCACGGUGGCUAGUACAGCUUCCUGUCUGCAGCUGCACAAGCGGGCAGAGCGGGUGGCUGCUGCACUGAUGGGACGCCUCAACACUGGAGACCAUGUAGCACUCGUCUACCCGCCAGGAAUCGACCUGAUUGCCACCUUCUAUGGCUGCCUGUACGCUGGCUGUGUGCCAGUCACUGUCAGACCCCCGCACCCCCAGAACCUGGCGACCACCCUGCCCACCGUCAAGAUGAUUGUUGAGGUCAGUAAGUCGGUGUGUAUCCUGACCACUCAAGCAAUAAUGAAGCUGCUGAAAUCCAAAGAGGCUGCUGCAGCUGUGGACAUCAAGAGCUGGCCCAUGGUGCUGGACACAGAUGACCUCCCCAGGAAGAAGAGCCCCCAGAUGUACAAGCCCCCGACCCCAGAGAUGUUAGCUUACCUGGACUUCAGUGUGUCCACAACAGGCAUCUUAGCGGGGGUCAAAAUGUCUCAUGCUGCCACCAGUGCCUUGUGUCGCUCCAUCAAACUGCAGUGUGAGCUCUACCCAUCCCGGCAGAUCGCCAUCUGUCUGGACCCCUACUGCGGCCUGGGCUUCGCUCUCUGGUGUCUGUGCAGCGUGUACUCGGGCCACCAGUCGAUCCUGGUUCCCCCUCUGGAGCUAGAGAGCAAUGCGUCUCUGUGGCUUGCGGCAGUCAGCCAGUACAAAGUGCGCGUCACCUUCUGCUCGUAUUCAGUCAUGGAGAUGUGCACCAAGGGCCUGGGUUCACAGACAGAAGCACUGCGGUUGCGAAAUGUGAACCUGUCUUGUGUGCGUACGUGCAUGGUCGUAGCAGAGGAGAGGCCCCGCAUAGCACUUACUCAGUCCUUCUCAAAGAUCUUCAAGGACUUGGGGCUUUCACCACGCGCCGUCAGCACCACCUUCGGCUGCAGGGUGAAUGUGGCGAUCUGUUUGCAGGGCACAUCUGGACCAGACCCCACUACUGUUUAUGUGGACAUGAGAGCUCUACGACAUGAUAGGGUUCGCCUGGUAGAGAGAGGGUCACCACACAGCUUGCCACUGAUGGAGUCUGGGAAGAUCCUUCCAGGAGUGAAGGUGAUCAUUGCCAACACAGAGACUAAAGGACCCCUGGGAGACUCCCACCUAGGAGAGGUCUGGGUGAGCAGUCCUCACAAUGCUACAGGCUACUACACAGUGUAUGGUGAGGAGGCGCUGCAUGCGGACCACUUCAACACAAAGCUCAGCUUCGGCGACACCCAGACUGUGUGGGCAAGGACGGGCUACCUGGGCUUCCUGCGGCGCACUGAGCUGACUGAUGCCAGUGGAGAGCGCCAUGACGCCCUCUAUGUGGUGGGCUCUCUUGAUGAGACUCUGGAGCUGAGAGGAAUGAGGUAUCACCCAAUUGACAUCGAGACCUCUGUUAUCCGUUCUCACAAGAGCAUAGCUGAAUGUGCGGUGUUCACUUGGACAAACCUCCUCGUGGUGGUUGUGGAGCUGGAGGGAUCAGAGCAGGAGGCCCUGGACCUGGUGGCCCUGGUCACCAACGUUGUCCUGGAGGAGCACUACCUCAUCGUAGGGGUGGUGGUGGUGGUCGACCCCGGCGUCAUCCCCAUUAACUCCAGAGGGGAGAAGCAACGCAUGCAUCUCAGAGACGGAUUCCUGGCAGACCAGCUGGACCCCAUAUACGUGGCUUAUAACAUGUGAGGGCCCUGCUGCAGGGUUACCCCUCCAUGUGGCUGAUCACACAACAGGAGACAGCAGAACAGUAAAUAUGGGGCUCUGUGUCAGUAUGGCUUCUGUUGAAGGACAGCGAGCUGCCCUCUUCUUUCAGCCCAGAGAGUGGAAAUAUGGAAGAAACGAGGAUGCAAAACUUCACUUCGCUGUGAUUUCUUGCCUCAACAAAUGUUUUAAAGGGCAUUUUGGUUUUGCUGAAGUGCGUUUUGUAUGUAUGAUAGAGCGUCUGUCUCCUUAAACCCAGGUCACCUGAUAGCAGUACAGCAGGCGGUUAAGGUAUAAUACUACACUGUGCCAUUAACAUAAUUUACUUUGUCAAGCUCCAAAAUUAUGAAUGUUAGUUGUGUUUGCCAUACACUUGUGCCAUAGAACAGGACUGACGCCAGUACCCUAAUCAAACAAGCCCUAACAUGUGUCAUGUUCCCAGGACUUCCUGUGCCACUGCCGGUCGUACGCUUUUCAUAGAAGUCGUCUAUCCCACGUACAUUGUCCUUGCAUCUGUGGCAGCAGCUCUUCAGAUUAUGGCUGCACGCUAAAGUGAACCCUGAUUUUAUGUGCUCCAGCUCCGUUCAGAUCAUGUUAUUGCAUCAACAAAGAAGCACACAGCAGUGGUGUUGGAGGAGGGGCAGUUAGUGGUAUUUGAUGCUCAUUCCAGCAGUAGUCCUUUAGUUUGUAGUGUCAGUAACAGAAUGUUAGAAAUAAUGUGGUUUGACUCAAUCUCUUGUUCUUUUAUACAUCUAAAAUGUGUAAUAUAGUUAUUGAUUUAUCUGAACAAAAUGCAAUAUGAGUGAUGUGAAAGCUGUUGCUUUGAAUGACUGCAGACAGUAAGUGCCGAUCAUUCGAAGUCAUGAGAUGGCGAGAUAUAUAAUCGUUGCUUACUAUUAGCAACGUGCCAGAUGAUAUGAAUUAAGCCUUAAGUGUUUUUUCAGACGCCUGUUCCUAUCCCAGCUCCUGUUUAACUUAAUUGUUUGAAGUUUAUCAGCUGUUCGAUAGGGAGGGAAUAUGCAGAGGAAGGUUGGUAUGGUAAAUCCUGCUCUUAUUGCACCCAAAGUCUUUCAUCUUUUUUGGCUAAGGUGAAUAUACUUAAUCCUAACAUCAGCCAUUACAAACACACACUUGCUCCAUAAAUAUUUUUAAUAAUGUUUGUCCCUAUUGUCAGUUGUAUUGAAUGUGUGUUUUAUAGCAAAAGACUGGAAGAAAUUGUAGUUGGUAUGGCUUUGAUGCAGAAUGUCAUAGCCUCAUUGCGAGUGCCAUAAGGUUGAAUGAGAGUUGAAAAAUUUUGUUAGCCGCAUGUACUGUAUGAGGCAAGUGUCUAAUAUGCUUGUAACACCUUAACCUCCCACCUUAUCGCAUUGACUUUGUAAAGAUUCACUUCACUGUAUGUUGCUUCUUUUUUCUAUGUGCACAUCCCUUCAGAAACAGGCUCCGCGCCUGCUGUAAGUAUGUACAGGUUUUGUGUAAAUUAUUAAUAGAUGGAGGAGACGACAGGAAGCAUAACAUAAAGACUGAAUCUGGUAUAUAUGUGAAGUUCUCCCUCAGAAACAAAAAUUAUUUGAAAUGUAUUCUCAUGUGUGGACAUUGGGAAGAGACAUGAAAAGCCUUGUAAACAUUUUUAUAGUAUGAAAGAACAGCGGGAACUGGCCACUUCCAGGAUGAGACGAAGCACACUCCGAGCACAAGGAGAAGACAGUCAUGCUCUGCUGACUGCUGAGAUGUCACAUCCUCCAGAGCAAACUUUUGUUGUUAACAUAUGGAAAGAUACAUUUGUCUGAUAUAUGGUUUGUUGUUAUUUUCAUAACCUGAUUUCUUAAUGAAUAAAAAAGUACUUUUAACUUGAAA